AUGCAGUUCUCCAAGCUCUCCGCGCUCGCUGCCCUGAACAUUCUUUCAGCGCCGGCUGUCUUCGCUCAGAACGACACUGCUGGCUCUACGACUGUCCCAUCCUUCACUUGCAACCCUGGGUACCCUGUCUCCUCUGCCGAGCAGUCCAUAAUCUUCAACAACUUCCUACGCAAGUUUUACAUCGAAAAGGACGUCUUCCGCGCUGGAAGAGAGCAUAUCCUCUUGAACGCCAUCAAUCACAACCCGAACGUGAAUGGUGACCGCGAAGCUAGCUUGGAGUGGGUUGCGCCACGCAUCGCUGAAUGGAACGUCACCAUCACAAACACCGGCUUCGCGGACAAUGUGGGUUGGAGCCAUGUCAAGGUCGAGGGACCGAACAUGGGACGUUACACUGUAGCGGUUGAUAUAUGGCGUUUUGAGGGAAGCUGCAUCGCCGAGCAUUGGGAUGCUCUGCAAGUUGCGCCGCCUGCCAACAGGACCAACCCUCUGGAGCUGAUUUGA
Messenger RNA from Colletotrichum truncatum, 501 nucleotides. RefSeq lists its product as uncharacterized. The record is from RefSeq and is a predicted model, not a curated record. NCBI's taxonomy places the organism in Eukaryota, Fungi, Ascomycota, Sordariomycetes, Glomerellales, Glomerellaceae.